Molecule: messenger RNA, 1674 nt
Organism: Prunus persica (peach)
Lineage: Eukaryota; Viridiplantae; Streptophyta; Magnoliopsida; Rosales; Rosaceae
Product: flavonoid 3-O-glucosyltransferase
Exons: 2
Coding region: 21-1382 (453 amino acids)
Molecular function (GO): UDP-glycosyltransferase activity
Source: RefSeq, a predicted model, not a curated record
AUCAAGACCAUCUAACAACUAUGGCAGGAAACCCCAAACACCAAACUCACCAUGUUGCCGUUUUGGCUUUCCCCUUUACGAGCCACCCAGGCAGUCUUCUCGACCUUGUUCUUAAACUAGCUCCAGCAGCUCCACACGUGCUCUUCUCCUUCUUCACCACUUCUAAAGCCAACACCUCACUCUUCUCCGAACCCUCGUCCAGCUUCCACAACGUGAAGGCUCACAAUGUAGCUGAUGGGUUGCCAGAGGGCUUCGUGCCCUCCGUCAACCCUGAGGAAGCUAUUGGGCCGUUUCUUAAGGCAGCCCCCGGUAAUUUUAUGAGGGCUUUGAAGGAUGCUGAGGCUUCUACGGGGUUGACGGUCAGGUGUUUGCUGACUGAUGCCUUUUUUUGGUUCGCUGGAGAUAUGGCAGAGGAGAUCAAAGUGCCUUGGGUGCCGGUUUGGAUAGGCGGACCACACUCAAUUCUUGUUCAUGUAGAAACAGACUUCAUACGGCAAAGGGUUGGAACCAUAUCCAGUACUGGGGGUGGAAAACAGGCGCUUGACUUCCUUCCUGGAUUCUCAAGAUAUCAGAUACCUGACCUACCUGAAGGAGUAGUAACUGGAGACUUAGAUUCACCCGUAGCAACCAUGUUACACAAAAUGGGACAAAAGCUGCCUAAAGCAGCCGCUGUUGUCAUCAACUCUUUUGAUGAUUUAGCCCCUGAAAUUGAUAAUGUGCUCAAGUCAAGAUUCAAAAGGUUACUCAAUUAUGGCCCCAAGAGUUUAAUAUCACAAUCACCACAAUUGCCUAAAGACGACAGUGGUUGCUUGGAGUGGUUGGACAAGAACAAGCCUGCAUCUGUGAUAUAUAUUGCCUUUGGAACCGCGUUAACCCCACCACCUCAUGAGCUAGAAGCCUUAGCUCAAGCACUGACUGAAACGGGGUUUCCAUUUAUUUGGUCAUUUAGGGGCAACAUAGAGGAUUUCUUGACCAAAGGGUACAACAAAGGAAACCUAAAUGGGAAAAUAGUUUCAUAUGCUCCCCAGAUGCAAGUCUUGAGACAUGCCUCAGUUGGGGUUUUUCUGACACAUGCUGGGUGGCAUUCGGUUUUGGAGAGUAUUGCUGCUGGUGUGCCUAUGAUUUGCAGGCCAUUUUUUGCGGAUAACAUGCUCAACAUGAGGAGCGCAGUGGCUGUUUGGGGAAUUGGAACUAAGUUUGAGGGAGGGGUCAUUACAAAAAUUGGAAUGGUUAAGGCCUUGGAACUUGUUUUGAAGCAUAAAGAAGGAAAGGAAAUGAGAGACAAAAUCGUGGCCCUUAAAAAUCUUGCCCAACAAGCGGUUGAAUCUAAUGGUAGCUCCACCCACGCUUUCAAUAGCUUGGUGGACAUUGUCACCAAGUAAUAUAUCAAGUAUAUAUGUGGAAAGCUUGGAGAUCAAUUAGAAUAAAUUUGAUCAUCUUUUUUCAAUAAAAUAUGAUUUUCAUUAAACUCGAAUGUGAGGUUCAUGUAUCUAUUAAUAAUUAGAGGUGUUCUCAUGAAUGGGCAGUGAAAAAGGGCGUUGAUUUGCAUGUCAAUAGUCUCAGUAGUCUCAAUGAACUUGUGUAAACACUUUGACUCUGUAAAAUUGAGGAGGACCUUUUCCUCAAAACCACAUUGGUUGUAAAGAAGAACUCCUCCUCAAUGUUAAAGAGCCA